Molecule: messenger RNA, 1702 nt
Organism: Drosophila willistoni
Lineage: Eukaryota; Metazoa; Arthropoda; Insecta; Diptera; Drosophilidae
Gene: Sec61alpha
Product: protein transport protein Sec61 subunit alpha
Exons: 4
Coding region: 173-1603 (476 amino acids)
Biological process (GO): post-translational protein targeting to membrane, translocation; SRP-dependent cotranslational protein targeting to membrane, translocation
Cellular component (GO): Sec61 translocon complex; membrane
Molecular function (GO): signal sequence receptor activity; ribosome binding; transmembrane protein transporter activity
Source: RefSeq, a predicted model, not a curated record
UUUAGUUCGGGUCGGCGGCGCCAUUCGGUUCUCAUAUUUCAAAGCGGAAACACCGUGUACGCGCACUAAAAAGAAAGGGAAUAAGUGUAACUUUCUAAAUUUUGUGUGUGGAAAGUGUUAAAAGGAAAAUUGCAUUUAGUUUUUCACCGGUUAUAAACUCAAAUAAAUCAGGAUGGGAAUUAAAUUUCUCGAAGUAAUCAAACCCUUUUGCAGUAUAUUACCUGAAAUUGCAAAGCCGGAGCGUAAGAUCCAAUUCAGGGAAAAGGUAUUAUGGACUGCCAUAACGCUAUUCAUUUUUCUUGUUUGCUGUCAAAUUCCCUUGUUUGGCAUUAUGAGCUCCGAUUCCGCCGAUCCCUUCUACUGGAUUCGUGUGAUUCUGGCCUCCAAUCGUGGUACCCUGAUGGAGCUGGGUAUCUCACCCAUUGUGACAUCUGGUCUGAUUAUGCAGCUGUUGGCGGGCGCCAAAAUAAUUGAGGUCGGUGACACGCCAAAGGAUCGUGCUCUUUUCAAUGGAGCUCAGAAAUUGUUCGGCAUGGUCAUCACAAUUGGCCAGGCAAUUGUCUACGUUAUGACUGGCAUGUAUGGAGAUCCAUCGGAAAUUGGUGCCGGUGUUUGCCUGCUGAUCAUCAUUCAGCUGUUUGCAGCCGGUUUAAUUGUGCUUCUGUUGGACGAAUUGCUGCAAAAGGGAUAUGGUUUGGGAUCCGGUAUCUCACUUUUCAUUGCUACAAACAUUUGCGAGACAAUCGUGUGGAAGGCGUUCUCUCCUACCACUGUGACCACAGGACGUGGAACUGAAUUCGAGGGCGCAGUGAUUGCCCUCUUCCACCUGAUGGCAACCCGUAAUGACAAGGUUCGCGCCUUGCGUGAGGCUUUCUAUCGCCAGAAUCUGCCCAAUUUGAUGAACUUGUUGGCCACGGUUCUAGUCUUUGCUGUAGUCAUUUACUUUCAAGGAUUCCGCGUGGAUCUGCCAAUCAAGAGCGCCCGCUAUCGCGGCCAGUACAGCAGCUACCCCAUUAAGUUGUUUUACACCUCCAACAUUCCUAUUAUUUUGCAAUCCGCCUUGGUCUCGAACUUGUAUGUCAUUUCGCAAAUGUUGGCCGUCAAGUUCCAGGGUAAUUUCUUCAUCAACUUGCUGGGAGUGUGGGCUGAUGUAGGCGGCGGUGGCCCAGCUCGGUCCUAUCCAAUUGGUGGCCUGUGCUAUUAUCUUUCACCGCCAGAGAGUGUCGGUCACAUCUUGACCGAUCCCAUUCACGCACUUCUUUACAUUGUCUUUAUGUUGGGCUCCUGUGCGUUCUUCUCCAAGACUUGGAUCGAUGUCUCCGGCAGCUCAGCCAAGGAUGUUGCCAAACAGCUCAAGGAACAGCACAUGGUGAUGCGGGGCCAUCGCGAGAACUCCAUGAUCCAUGAACUUAAUCGUUAUAUUCCUACGGCCGCUGCAUUCGGCGGUCUCUGCAUUGGCGCUCUGUCGGUCAUGGCCGAUUUCCUGGGUGCCAUUGGCUCCGGCACUGGUAUCCUGCUGGCUGUGACUAUCAUAUACCAGUACUUUGAGAUUUUCGUUAAGGAGCAAUCCGAAAUGGGUGGCAUGGGCACACUGCUGUUUUAAGCAGAUAGAGCUAAACACUUCAUCAUAGUUCCCAUUCUCCUACACUUCAUACGCCCAUCAAACACAAUUUAAGCAAAAAAUAAAUUUAUUUUUCGUUCA